Chenopodium quinoa (quinoa) is the source of this 2697-nucleotide messenger RNA. RefSeq names its product acid beta-fructofuranosidase 2, vacuolar-like. The record is from RefSeq and is a predicted model, not a curated record. The transcript is spliced from 8 exons. Gene Ontology annotation, biological process: carbohydrate metabolic process. Bases 286 to 2268 code for a protein of 660 amino acids. Gene Ontology annotation, molecular function: beta-fructofuranosidase activity. Lineage: Eukaryota; Viridiplantae; Streptophyta; Magnoliopsida; Caryophyllales; Amaranthaceae.
AUGCAACUUCCCUAACAUAGAUCAAUGUCUCUAUUUCUCUCUCUAAUCAAGCGGGAAGAAGCGACCAUUCUUUAGGUAAAUAAAUAUUUUAUGUGAUUCUCAAAUCUCAAGCAAACAUACACUAUAAAUAAACCAACUUUUUCUCUCAUUCACAUUCAUUAUUACUUGUUGGCAAAUCACUUAUAUUUGCCAUCCUGUCUCUUUUUUUAAAAAAAUACCUUUCUUUCAAACUCCUAUCAAUAUCCAAAUACUUUGUAUAACCUUACAAAUCUAAGCAACACUACAAUGGUUGAAUCCUCAUCGGAUUCUACCCUCCCUUACUCCUACGCACCAUUGGCUCCAAGCCAUGACCAAUGUAACAUUGGUUCGGGUGAUGAUAAACAACAAAGGAGACGGUCCUUAAAGAUCGGGGUGCUUAUUUUUUCCGGACUCAUGAUAUGUGCAUUGAUCGUCAGUUUUUUGGAUUACAAUAAUCAGCCCAUUGUCGUUGACAAUGAUGGUGUCAAGCCUAAUGAUUAUAAGUUGUCGAGGCCACCACCUGAGAACUUGGCUGGUGUAGAAGUUGUGCCGGGGUCAGAGGAGUUGUUGUUUAAGGUGACGCGUGGUAAGCCUCAUGGUGUCUCAGAGAAGGCUAAUGGGUUUCCAUUGCGCGGCCUUAGGCUGCCUUUCUUUGAUUGGAAUAAUCUCCAGUUAGCUUGGCAGAAAACUUCUUUUCACUUUCAACCACAGAAGAAUUGGAUGAAUGAUCCAAACGGUCCAUUAUACUACAAUGGGUGGUACCACUUCUUCUACCAGUACAACCCUGAAGGUGCAGUCUGGGGCAACAUUGUAUGGGGCCAUGCUGUGUCAAAGGACCUCAUACAGUGGAUACACCUUCCCAUAGCCAUGGUGGCAGAUCGCUGGUAUGACUUCAACGGCGUGUGGACUGGCUCAGCCACCAUCCUACCUGAUGGUCAAAUCAUGAUGCUCUACACUGGAUCAACUAACGAGUCAGUCCAAGUCCAAAAUCUUGCCUAUCCAGCUAACUUGUCUGACCCUCUUCUCCUUGAAUGGGUCAAGUACCCUGGUAACCCAGUUCUCGUUCCUCCUCCAGGAAUUGGCAAAUUGGAUUUCCGUGACCCUACAACUGCCUGGUUGACCUCAGAGGGAAAAUGGAGGAUCACAAUCGGGUCCAAGAUCAACAAAACAGGCAUUUCUCUUGUGUAUGAGACCACUGACUUUAAGAACUUUGAGCUCUUGGAUAACAUUCUCCAUGCUGUGCCAACCACUGGUAUGUGGGAGUGUGUUGACUUCUAUCCAGUCUCAUUAACUGACACAAAUGGGCUUGAUACCUCCAUUAACGGUCCAUUAGUGAAACAUGUGCUCAAGGCAAGCAUGGAUGAUGAUAGGAAUGAUUAUUAUGCGCUGGGAACCUAUAGUGAGGCCAAUGGUACAUGGGUUCCUGAUAAUGGUGCCAUUGAUGUUGGCAUUGGGCUUAGAUAUGACUAUGGAAGAUUUUAUGCUUCCAAGACAUUUUACGACCAAGAAAAGAAGAGAAGGAUCUUGUGGGGUUGGAUCACAGAAGGUGACAGUGAAGCAGCUGAUGUAAAGAAAGGAUGGGCAUCUCUCCAGGGAAUUCCAAGAACUGUUCUGUACGACCAGAAGACUAAAACCAACUUAGUUCAAUGGCCCGUGGAGGAAUUAGAAACCCUUAGACACAACAGCAAGGAAUUUGACAGGAUUGAAGUUACUGCAGGAUCUGUUGUGCAACUGGAUGUCAGCUCUGCUACAGAGAUGGAUAUAACUGCAGAAUUCGAUAUUGAAAAAGAGGCAUUGGAAAGCUUACCUGUUACAGGAGAGAAGUAUAGCUGCCCUGCCAGCAAGGGAGCCGCUCAGAGGGGUGCUCUUGGUCCUUUCGGGUUAUUGGUUCUUGCUGAUAAUGAUCUCUCUGAACAGACUCCCAUCUAUUUCUAUGUGGUCAAAACCUCUAGUGGCAACUUCAAAACUUUCUUCUGCACUGAUUUAUCAAGGUCAUCUAUAGCAACUGAUGUUGCCAAAGACAUCUUGGGUAGCACAGUACCAGUACUCAAAGGCGAAAAAUUAUCCAUGAGAAUUCUUGUGGAUCAUUCAAUAGUAGAAGCAUUUGCCCAAGGCGGUAGAACCUGCAUCACAUCCCGGGUUUACCCAACACAAGCAAUAUACAAAGAUGCAAAGCUAUAUUUAUUCAACAAUGCAACUGAGGCCAGUGUGACAGCAUCUGUCAAGACCUGGCAGAUAAUUUUUGCUUGAAACCAGAACAUAUAGAAGAAAAGAGAGAAAAUCAGCAAUUCAUUUGGUGGAAGAGGAUAAGCAAUGGGAGUGGAGUGAGGUCUAGUCAAGUCAAUCACAAGCCAUGCCAUGCAAUGCCGUUCAUUCAUUCAUUUAUUAAUUAUACAGCAAUCAUCAUACACAUACAUAUGUUUCUUGAUCACAAGAAAAUCACAAUUUUGGGGAGAAAAUAAAUAAACAUAUUCUCCAUAAUCGUUGAGAUUUUGGUUAAAUGGUGUGGUCGCUUGUCCACUCCCAUUACUCAAUCCCUUCAAUCAGCUCAUUAUAUUGAAGUUCAUUCAUCCUUUAUUUAUUUCAUUGUUGGAGAAUUAGUGAUAGCGAAUUUUGUUUCUUUAUCAGUUUCCUAUUACAAAGACUUGAUAUAAAUGACAAGAAACUCAUUGCUCAUAA